CCCGUUCAAAUGGAAGCGGCUCUUUGGGGGUGUUUUCGAAAGGAAUUGAGGACGUCACCUCAGUUGCGGCAACGACCAUCGGGACAACACAAGGCUAUCAUAAUGUCAGGCAAGGUGAAACGCUCUGCGGUCAACACUGCUGAAUCAGCUACUGUGUCUGUCAACGAGAAGAUACUGCGAGAAUGCCAUAGCCUUUAUACCGAGCCAGAUAAUGGCUUAGUAGCUAUUGGAGAGAGCCUUGGCCUGAAGUUGCUGCCUCCUAGAAAGAAGAUCAAUGUCAUGUUGAUGGGCAACCACUCUGCUGGCAAGAGUUCUUUUAUUAACUG
This is a messenger RNA of Penaeus indicus, 326 nucleotides long. RefSeq lists its product as uncharacterized. The record is from RefSeq and is a predicted model, not a curated record. Lineage: Eukaryota; Metazoa; Arthropoda; Malacostraca; Decapoda; Penaeidae. The transcript has 3 exons. The annotation marks the transcript as partial.